This is a messenger RNA of Harpegnathos saltator (Jerdon's jumping ant), 711 nucleotides long. RefSeq lists its product as uncharacterized. Gene Ontology annotation, molecular function: catalytic activity. Bases 1 to 711 code for a protein of 236 amino acids. The record is from RefSeq and is a predicted model, not a curated record. The transcript has 2 exons. Lineage: Eukaryota; Metazoa; Arthropoda; Insecta; Hymenoptera; Formicidae.
AUGGAGACCGCGUCCCUGGAGCGUAAGAAGCGGACAGGGACGGAGACAAGGAGGCAGAGGGACUCUGACGAGGACCCGGCCCCGAAAAGAAGGGAGAAGGUCAACCUCGGCAUCGACACCCGGGCUCAGGACCUGUUUUGUAACAGGAUCCUAGAUCUGGGUGCCGGGCUGGGGGUGGCGACCGAGCCGCACUAUGUGCCACAUACCAGCAAGGGCUGGUUUGGCAGCAGUGACGGCUCGAUCACCAUGGUGGCAAACCCCGCGGUGGGGACCCCUCUCUGUGUACUCAGGGCAAAGGGGUCCUCGUUGGUGGCGGUCGACUGCGGGCCCAUCACGGUGGUGGAAGUGUAUCUUCACCACCGUAAAAAUAAGAAAGGUCUGGGAGAUCUCGCCCGCAUUGAGAGGGUCCUCGAUGGGAUCGGGGAUUUGGUACGGAGGAGCCAUCCCCGACCCGUCGUGAUUGCCAGGGACUUCAACGCCCACUCGGAAAGGUGGGGGUGUAGUCCCCGGCAAAGGGACUCCAGGGGCGAUGCUCUCAUAGAUUGGGCAGUGGGACUCGGCCUCUCGUUGAUAAACGAGGUGUCCGCCAGCACCUGUGUGCGGCUGAACGGGGAGUCGGUCAUCGAUUUGACCUGGGCGACCCCUUCAGCCGCCCGGUUAUUCCGGGAGUGGAAGGUGGAGGUGGAGGGCGAAACACUGUCGUAUCACUGA